AUGCCAAAGCGCUGGUCGCUUGCCGCCGGAAGCUCGCCGAACACCGACAAGGCCAACCAAGGGCUUUCGCUUAUACUGACGGUCAUCGUCAGCUUGACUCCUUCGGCAUCUCCCAACAGCCAGGAAGUCGUAGCCCCGGGCACAGGCACGGGAUGCCUCCCUCCCCACGAAGAAAUCAUCGAAGCCUGCCAGAAAUUCACCAAUUGCUAUUUCCAGGUGGGUUUCUUGCCCAAGCUGCUGUUUAUGGAGCGGCUGGAAAAAGAUGCCACCUGCAUCAACCAAUUUCUGUUAUUGUGCAUCCUGGGCGUGUCGGCCAGAUUCACCCCCAGCCUUCUCCGGCGGUACGGGGGGCCGGCCAAGGCUACCAGGUUCUUCGUCGCACAGGCUGAGAAGAUGGUUCCGACCGAGAUAUACAAGCCUACGCUCGACACGCUGCAGGGAUUUAUUCUGCUAGGAUCUGCAGAGUGGGCCUGUGAGGACCGCGAUAGAAGUCUGAUCCACCUCGGCGUCGCUUCUACCAUGGCGGGGAUGCUUCGGCUCCAUCGCGAAGAAACGUAUCGACUUCCAGACGAUGCAAAGCCUGAGGAUGUCAUCAAUGCCGAAAUGGCUCGACGAACCCUCUGGGUGAUGGGCAUGCAAAGCAACUUGUUCUCCGGCAACAAAUCUCCCGUCCCAUUUUCUCUCCAGGACAUGACGGCCCUGUUGCCGUGCGAAGAGAACGAGUUUGCCUUUGGUCUGACUCCGGCCGCCCGCGCCGCCCUUCCCGGCUCGCAGGCGGCCAUUGAUCAUCCGGAACUGGUCAACUGCCCGACCCGAUCUCUUUUUGCCAGCUUGAUCCAGGCACAUAGUCUCUGGGGCCGGGUCGCGCGACGGGCCUGCCUCGACGAACCCAAACUCAAGUGCGGUACCAUCAGCCUCUGGGACGGCACGAGCGAAUAUUCUCAGCUCCUGACCGCGCUCAACCAGUGGGAGGCCAAUCUUCCCGCGGGACACAAAUGGUCUGAGUGGUACCUGCGAAUGUAUCAAAGGGAAAACCUGGAUCUGGCAUACGUGUCGAUCUUCAUGGCCCUGCGCCUCAGCAACAUUGUCCUCCGGCGUACCCAUCUCGAGAGCAUCAAGGCCGCCAUGCUCAGUGCCGACGGGACCGGGCCACCUAUUUUCUGGGAGAACGUGUCACAGGAACUCUUCACUAAUGUCCUCUCACUCUGGGCCGUGAUCAAGGCAUAUCUCUCCAAUCGACCGGCCGCUCAAGGGUUUCCCCCCUUGUUGGCCUUCAGCGUCUACCUGUGCGGCUCGUCGGCCACGCAUCUGUGGAAGUGUCCUCCGCUGUGUCCCCGACUGGCUCUCGAAGCCGAAAGCGUCGUCCACUGGUCUCUGAGAAUCCUGGUCGAGCUCGAGGUGGCCUGGCCCAUGGCUACCCGCUGGCACCAAGCACUGCAAAGGACGGCAGCGGGACUGGCCCCUCUUGAUAUUCCUGGAGAGGUGGCAUUACCAAAGGCUCCCAGGAGCGGGUUUCCCGCAGUUGUGUUUGACAAACAGAAUUGGGAAUUUGGGUUGACUUCGAACAUCGAUGGCUCCGCCUUGGCCCCUGCUGCAGGGUCUGGGUCGGUGGUGAGCAAAACGACACAUGCUCAUGCUCAUGCUCCCGUUCCAAUGUCAACAGGAGGAGAAGAGGAGGCCUUGCCUACGAUAUUUCAUCAGUCUCAGUCUCGAGCCCAUCGUGACAACAACAACAACAACAACAGCAGCAGCAAUCCGUCCGAUCUAUCUGGAGGUGGAGGCACGUUUUCUCUGAUGCAGCCAGACUAUGGUGCUCCUGCUCCCUUUGAGGAUUUCCAGGCAGAGCUUGCUUCAUACUUCCAAGGCGACGUUCAGCGGGGGAUCCCGGUGGAUUGGAACAUUUACAAGAAUUGA
Capronia epimyces CBS 606.96 is the source of this 1914-nucleotide messenger RNA. RefSeq lists its product as uncharacterized. Gene Ontology annotation, biological process: DNA-templated transcription. NCBI's taxonomy places the organism in Eukaryota, Fungi, Ascomycota, Eurotiomycetes, Chaetothyriales, Herpotrichiellaceae. Gene Ontology annotation, cellular component: nucleus. Bases 1 to 1914 code for a protein of 637 amino acids. Gene Ontology annotation, molecular function: zinc ion binding; DNA binding. The transcript is spliced from 5 exons. The record is from RefSeq and is a predicted model, not a curated record.